Messenger RNA from Colossoma macropomum (tambaqui), 2780 nucleotides. RefSeq names its product RNA binding motif, single stranded interacting protein 2b (gene rbms2b). The record is from RefSeq and is a predicted model, not a curated record. Gene Ontology annotation, cellular component: cytosol. Gene Ontology annotation, molecular function: mRNA binding. Bases 80 to 1309 code for a protein of 409 amino acids. NCBI's taxonomy places the organism in Eukaryota, Metazoa, Chordata, Actinopteri, Characiformes, Serrasalmidae. The transcript has 14 exons.
UGUGACGUCAGCCGCCCGCCGUGGCUCUCCUCUAGCCGAGCCGUGGACUCCGCCGUGCUGCCCGAGAGAGAAAAACACCAUGCUGCUCUCCGCGCCGCCCAGGACAGUGGCAGCGAACCCUCACCACCACCACCACCACCACCACGGCUACACGGGCAACAGGACCGCCAAAAAGCAGGCGUAUGUGUCCUCCACCCAACAGAUGGCACCACCCAGUCCUAAUACCACUACCAGCAGCAGUAAUGGCAGCAGUAGUGGAGGUGACCAGCUAAGCAAAACCAACCUCUACAUCCGCGGCCUCCACCCUGGCACCACAGACCAAGACCUGGUUAAACUCUGCCAGCCGUACGGCAAGAUCGUGUCCACCAAAGCCAUUCUGGACAAGACCACCAACAAGUGCAAAGGCUAUGGCUUUGUGGACUUUGACAGUCCGGCGUCUGCGCAGAAAGCUGUGACCGCACUGAAGGCCAGUGGAGUUCAGGCUCAGAUGGCGAAGCAACAGGAGCAGGACCCCACCAACCUGUACAUCUCCAACCUGCCGCUGUCUAUGGACGAGCAGGAGCUGGAGAGCAUGCUGAAGCCCUUCAGUCAGGUCAUCUCCACACGCAUUCUCCGGGAUGCCAACGGUGCCAGCAGAGGCGUGGGCUUCGCCAGGAUGGAAUCAACAGAGAAAUGCGAAGCCAUCAUCCAGCACUUCAACGGCAAAUACAUCAAGACUCCACCUGGAGUGGCAGUGCCUACAGAGCCGCUGCUGUGCAAAUUCGCUGACGGGGGGCAGAAGAAACGGCAGAACCCGGGGAAAUAUCUUCAGAACGGGCGGCCGUGGACGCGAGAUGGAGAGACGGGUGGGAUGACACUAACGUAUGACCCCACUCCUGCCCUUCAAAAUGGGUUCUACUCCUCUCCUUACUGCAUCACUCCCAACAGAAUGAUUACACAAACCUCCAUCUCUCCCUACAUGCAUUCUCCUGUAUCAACGUACCAGGUACACAAUCCAUCCUGGAUGCACCAUCAGUCAUACCUCAUGCAGCCCACAGGCACGGUCCUAACGCCCACCAUGGACCACACUCUGUCCAUCCAGCCUGCUGCCAUGAUGGGGCCUCUCACCCAGCAACUCAGCCACCUGUCCCUGGGCAGCACCGGCACGUAUAUACCUGCAAACACAGCUAUGCAAGGGACUUACAUACCCCAGUACACCCAAGUGCCUCCUGCCAGCGUUUCAGUCGAGGAGAACGCCGUCCAGCAGCAGCAGGUUGCCAUAGAGACGCCCACAGAGCAUACAGCGUACUCCUACCAGCACGGCAAGUGAAAAGGAGCUAAUCCCUGCAGGAAUCAGCGGACAGGAGCUUUAGCGCAGGACACCUGCCUGCAGCGUCUCCUCUUUCUGCUGCUCUGGACAUCAAAGGAGCAGGCAUUGCCGAAGAGGACCAAAGGAUCCUGUCCCUUUGUCAAUAAAAGGAAAUAAGACAUUUAUUGUGCUGGAGACUCUUUCAAGAGUGGGAAGACCAAGCAAUGGACAGCAUAACCUUUUUUGGCAGCAGUAAAAAUAAAACAAGAUGAAGGAAGCUAUGGACUACAAGAACUCAAAAGCGGCAAACGCUCACAAAAACACACUCACACACAGCCGGUCACACACAAACACUUGAGAAAUGUUAUUUUUCUGCACGCAAAAUAUGACUUUAUUUUCUAGACCGCUCUGGGCAGCCCGAGCGGAGCAAAGAGAACGUCUCAGCACCAUGUCAUUUUAGAACCGUAGUAUUUUUUUUAAUCCUUUUCAUUUUUUGGUUUCCUUUUUGAAUAUUUUGACUGCUUUUUAAGUCUGUUGUAGAAGUAGAAUUUUUUGUACAUAGAAAAAUACGAUGUUUUUGCAAAGUGUUUUGCUGCGUUUUUUAUUGAAUAUCAAAGAAAGGUUUUAAAUGAAUUUAAGUAAAUGCUGAGCAAACUGCUAAAGUAUGACUGUAGAGCAGUUGUGAUUAAAAAAACAAAACAAAAAAAAAACAAACAAAAAAAUUAUGUUGGAAACGUCCACGUCACCCAGCAGUGUGACUCGACUCAUAGUUGCUAGCUGUGAUUAUGGUCAAACGCUCAGUUCAUUAACAGCUGAACUGAGACCCCGGUUGUCCUUCGGCCCCCUGCUGUUCUGCCUCUGUCCCUGCGAUGCUGCUUCGUCUCAGAACUGACGUCAUACUGUUUUGAGACAAUUUUAUUUAUUUGAGGUGAUUUUUUUUUUCCUUCAACACAUCGACAGACAGGAAACUUUCCAAAUGUUAUUCGAUUCGAGUAGAUCAUUGCCUUCUGCAUCUACUUUUCUGAUAUUUAAAAGCCAUUCUCCAUCUAUUUUUACUUUCUUAUUUUUUACAUUAUUUUAUAAUCUCCGUGCUCCACGGGUGAUGAGGAUAUUGAGGGCUUUGUCUGCCAAGUUGCAAAAUUCCAAAAUAAUCUUCCACGACAUCAAGUCCAUAGCUGCCUCAAUAUUCAUUCAUAUUGAUUACUCUGAUUUAUGAGUGCCUAUGUUUUAGGAUACAUGUCCUAUUAGCAAUAUCAGUUUUUAUCCACUCAGAGUUUAUCCAGUCUCUUAGAUGAUCCCUAAGAGGCUCUUAGUGUCUGGUUAAGGCUUGGUUUGGAUUCUGCUGUUAAGGAGGAUCUUCCCUUGAAAAUCUUUCGAAGCUUAGGAGAAAUUAUGUUCUCACUCUGAACAACAGCAAUGCUCUCGAACACCCCUUCAAAGAUCUGAAGCUUCUAAUGUCUCUUUCUCAAUAAAGCAGCUUUUAUGUCAACUA